UCCCAAUCCCCACUACUGGCUGCAUCCUACCCUCCCUCCCUCCUCCUCCCUUCCUACCAUCCUCACGGCUGGGCUGCCUGCUGCGAUCUGCUCCUGUCUGACCACUGUCUGCAAUGAAUGACAUCUACAAAGCAGCGGUCGAGCAACUGAACGAGGAACAGAAAAAUGAGUUCCGAGCGGCCUUUGAAGUCUUCGUGCAGGAUGCGGAGGACGGCUGCAUCAGCACCAAGGAGCUGGGCAAGGUGAUGAGGAUGCUGGGACAGAACCCCACACCCGAGGAGCUCCAGGAGAUGAUCGACGAGGUGGAUGAAGACGAGAGUGGGACGGUGGACUUUGAGGAGUUCCUGGUAAUGAUGGUGAGAUGUAUGAAGGAUGACAGCAGAGGGAGGUCCGAGGAGGAACUGGCAGAACUCUUCCGAAUGUUUGAUAAGAAUGCGGAUGGCUACAUUGACCUCGAUGAACUGAAGGUCAUGCUGGAGUCCACAGGAGAAACCAUCACAGAGGACGACAUCGAGGAGCUCAUGAAGGACGGCGACGCAAACCUUGACGGCAGAAUUGACUAUGACGAGUUCCUGGAGUUUAUGAAAGGGGUGGAGUAACCAUGAUGAUCUGCGAUGACACAUUGUGACCAUGACGACCAUAGAAUUCCUCUCACAGUUCAUUUUAGGAGAAUAGAGACCACCCAAAGCAUCCUCGUUUUAUACCAUUCUGGAAAUCCUUCUGACUUUUGACUUCUUAAGGACCGUCAUAGAACUGUGAAUGCAGCUUGUGCCUUACUGGUUAAAAUCCAUAUUACCGUGUGUAUGUAACGAGAGCUAACUUUUUUAUCUGACAGAUCUGUAGAAUGGUAAUGCUCAAUGUACCCUCCAUGCAGACAAAGAAUUAGGCAUGGUCCUUUAAUCUUUCAUCUCGACAAGAUAUCAUCGCUGACCUGAUUAAAAAUGUAAAACCUAAUCUUCAAAGUUUCACAGAAUUCUUGUCAAAAAUGUUCCCCGAAGGCGCAGAAAUCCUUUGCCAUAUGUCUGCUCCAAGUGUUCUCAAAUAAUAAACUUUAUGUGUGACAGAACAAAA
Molecule: messenger RNA, 1071 nt
Organism: Clupea harengus (Atlantic herring)
Lineage: Eukaryota; Metazoa; Chordata; Actinopteri; Clupeiformes; Clupeidae
Gene: tnnc1a
Product: troponin C type 1a (slow)
Cellular component (GO): myosin II complex
Molecular function (GO): calcium ion binding
Source: RefSeq, a predicted model, not a curated record